GGACUGACAAGAUGGCGAUCAUUUUAGAAACAGAGGAGUUACUGCCGUGAAGGAGAGGCUCGACACCACCAUGCCCUGGGAGGGUCCCAUUUCUCAGCUCACCAUGGUUACCGUGGUGAUAUGAAGCCAGUGUGAAACGCUGACACACGCACAGACUCACACACAGACGGUCAGUUAUUGACUGACACAGCCAGCCAACUCGGCAGGCAGGCGUGUGUAAUGGACAGGUGUAAGCAUGUGGGGCGGCUGCGGCUGGCCCCAGACCACUCCAUCCUGAACCCCCAGAAGUGGCACUGCGUCGACUGCAACACCACCGAGUCUAUAUGGGCCUGCCUGGGCUGUGCUCAUGUGGCGUGCGGGCGCUACAUCGAGGAACAUGCUCUGCAGCACUUCCAGCAGCAGCGCCACCCGUUGGCUAUGGAGGUUAAUGAACUUUAUGUUUUUUGUUACUUGUGUGAUGACUACGUCCUGAAUGAUAAUGCCACCGGAGACCUCAAGCUGCUUCGUAGUACGCUCAGUGCCAUCCAGAGCCAGCGCUAUGAGGUUACCACUCGUAGUGGGCGCACCCUCCGCUCUGCUAGCGCCGCCCCUGAUGCCCUAAUGCCAUCCGGUGCCCGCGAGCUGCAGCUGAGGGAUGAAGAUCGGAUGUUUACUGCCCUCUGGCACCGCCGCAGGGCUCUCAUGGGACGUGUCUUUCGCUUCUGGUUUGGACUGACUGAAUGUGGACAGAGGAGGGAGGAGGAGGAGAGGAAGAGGGAGGAGGAGGAGGAGCAGAAAAGGGAGGCGAGGGAGAGGAGGCGGGCUCUAAAGAGGCAGCUACAAGAGGAGCUGGAGAAUGCUCCUCUGAGGAAGAGUCGGCGUUUACGAAGGAAGAGCCAGAGAGUGGCAGAUGCGGCAGUUACAACACCAUCACAGAGGGCACGCAACAAAGCAAAAACCCCUGCGACCCCGACUCUCACCCGUAGGCCACGGACUCAAAGCCCUGCCACUGCUACUCCAAAAAAACCUAGACGGACGAAAAAGGUCCAGCCAAUUUCCAAGCCCCGGAGCCGUUCUUCUACCACCAAAUCUAAGCCCAAAACGCCCUCAGCAACCCCCCGCACUGCCCAAACACCUGUGCGCCGCAAGCAGAGUACCAAACAGGGUGGCUCCCCCUUUAAGCGGCGUCCCACAGUCACUCCUGGAGUGACAGGCCUGAGAAAUUUAGGCAACACCUGCUAUAUGAACUCCAUCCUGCAGGUGCUGAGCCACCUGCAUGUCUUCAGGGAGUGCUUUCUGCGCCUGGACCUGACCCAGGCACUGGAGCUACUGGCAUCUGCCGUCCACGGCCAACUGGCAGGGAAGGCCUCGUCCCAAUCCCCCCUGUACCAGAGGAAGGGACUCCAGACCAGCUCAGGCUCUGGGGCAGGACUAAGUGGCGGGGCAUCACGUGCCCGCAACAUGGAGCUGAUACAACCCAAAGAGCCAAGCUCAAAGCACAUUUCUCUUUGCCAUGAGCUGCACACCUUGUUCCAGGUCAUGUGGUCUGGCAAGUGGGCGCUGGUAUCGCCUUUUGCCAUGCUCCACUCGGUGUGGCAGCUGAUCCCAGCGUUCAGGGGCUACGCUCAGCAGGACGCUCAGGAGUUCCUGUGUGAGCUGCUGGACAAGGUGCAGCACGAGCUGGAGAGCACCGGCAAGCACACAACCACUGCCGGAGUCCCACAGACACAGAAACGACUCAUCAAGCAGGUGCUCAGUGUGGUCAACACCAUCUUUCACGGCCAGCUUCUCAGCCAGGUGACGUGCCUGGCGUGCGACCAUCGCUCUAACACUGUGGAGCCUUUCUGGGAUCUGUCUCUGGAGUUCCCCGAGCGGUAUCACAGUAAUAGCAGGGAAUCGGCUGCGCAGGCUUCAUGCCAUUUGACGGAAAUGCUGGCCAAGUUCACAGAGACCGAAGCGCUGGAGGGAAACAUCUAUGCCUGUGACCAGUGCAACUCGGCUCGACGGCGGACCUCCUCCAAACCAGUCAUCCUGACCGAAGCACAGAAACAACUAAUGGUCCACAAACUGCCACAGGUGCUGCGGCUCCACCUCAAACGCUUCAGGUGGUCUGGGCGGAACCACCGGGAGAAAAUCGGAGUCCACGUCAGCUUCGACCAGCUUCUCAACAUGGAGCCUUACUGCUGCCGGGAGCCCUCGCCCAAAGGCGUGUCCUGCUCUAGUCCCAGCAGCCCAAGCUCUGCAGGCUCGCCACGGCCCAAGCACUUCCUCUAUGAACUCUCCGCUGUGGUGAUGCAUCAUGGGAAGGGCUUUGGCUCUGGUCACUACACUGCCUACUGCUACAACACAGAAGGAGGCUUCUGGGUUCACUGUAAUGACUCUAAGAUGAAUGUGUGUUCAGUGGAGGAGGUCUGCCGAGCUCAGGCUUACAUCCUCUUCUACACACAGCGAGUAACUCAGGACAAAGACCGGCCGCUAUAGGACCACAAUCCCCUGAACCCCUCCUACUGCUCUGCAGCCUGACCACUCAGCAAGAAGAUAUCAGCACAGCCCCACCUGUUGCUCUUUCUUACUUUCUUUGGGCAUUUUUAUAUUCUGGGAGGAUGGGUCUUUUUAGUCUAUUUUUCUAAAUAAGGAAAAAAAGAGAGGAAGGACUCCUUUUUAAAACCUGGUUCUGCUUUGUGAACUUCUUGUAUAUGGUGUUUAUAUGUAGGUAUUUUUU
Toxotes jaculatrix (banded archerfish) is the source of this 2701-nucleotide messenger RNA. RefSeq names its product ubiquitin specific peptidase 44 (gene usp44). Gene Ontology annotation, cellular component: cytoplasm. Gene Ontology annotation, biological process: protein deubiquitination. The transcript is spliced from 6 exons. The record is from RefSeq and is a predicted model, not a curated record. Gene Ontology annotation, molecular function: cysteine-type deubiquitinase activity; zinc ion binding. Bases 220 to 2460 code for a protein of 746 amino acids. NCBI's taxonomy places the organism in Eukaryota, Metazoa, Chordata, Actinopteri, Toxotidae.